GAUCGUGUGCCAAAAUUUCAAGGUCCUUAUUAUUGAGCUGACUUGUUCGGUGAGUCGCAUCCAAACCGCGAAACUCAAGCAUCAUGCGCUCACUUGCAAACUUCCACGCUUAUUUAUCGACGACAAUCAAUCACUCCCCUCCCCAUCCCCAAUCCCUUUCAGAUAUCAACCGUCCAAUCGCUUUCACCAUCGAUUCCCACACUGUCUUUUACACUCCAGAUCUCGCAUCCGAGGUCGAGCGAUCGAUCAUCGAUGAAGCCCAUCGCCGAUUGCGGCGGCGAUCUGCUCAGAGCUCCUCAGAUCCUCCGCAUCUCCGUCCUCUUCCUGGUCGCCACCGCCGCCUUCUACCUCGGAAAGGUUAAGGUUAAAAUUGGGAGGUUUAGGGUUUGCGAUGAGGGGAUGAGGGAGUAUAUACCGUGUUUGGACAAUGCGGCUGCGAUCAAGAAGCUGAAGUCGGCGGAGAGAGGGGAGAGGUUCGAGAGGCACUGUCCUGAGAAGGGGCUGGAUUGCUUGGUUCCGGCGCCAAAGGGUUAUAAGGCGCCGAUCCCCUGGCCGCAGAGCAGAGAUGAGGUAUGGUUCAGUAAUGUACCACAUACACGUUUGGUUGAGGAUAAAGGAGGACAAAAUUGGAUUACACGGGAUAAAGAUAAGUUCAAGUUUCCUGGGGGAGGAACUCAGUUCAUACACGGAGCUGACAAAUAUCUUGAUCAGAUAUCUGAGAUGAUUCCGGAUAUUGCAUUUGGUAAACAUACUAGAGUUGCACUGGAUGUUGGAUGUGGGGUAGCAAGUUUUGGUGCUUUUCUACUUUCAAGGAAUGUACUCACCUUGUCAGUAGCCCCAAAAGAUGUUCAUGAGAACCAGAUUCAAUUUGCUUUGGAACGUGGUGUGCCUGCAAUGGUAGCAGCUUUUGCAACACAUCGGUUAUUGUAUCCAAGUCAGGCAUUUGACCUGAUUCAUUGCUCCAGGUGUCGAAUAAAUUGGACCCGUGAUGAUGGAAUUCUGCUUCUUGAGCUCAAUAGAAUGCUCAGAGCUGGAGGUUACUUUGCUUGGGCUGCACAGCCAGUUUACAAACACGAAGAGCUUCAACAAGAAGCAUGGAGAGAGAUGGAAGACCUUACAACUCGAAUGUGUUGGGAGCUUGUAAGGAAAGAAGGCUAUAUUGCAAUAUGGAGGAAGCCUUUGAACAAUUCAUGCUAUUCCAAUCGUGACUCAGGAAUCCAACCACCACUUUGCGAUGUUGAGGAUGACCCAAACAGUGUGUGGUAUGUUAAUCUGAAACCAUGCAUCAGUCGCCUUCCUGAGAAUGGGUAUGGAGCAAAUAUUACAGACUGGCCUGCUCGUCUGCAUGAGCCUCCAAAGAGGCUCCAGAAUGUGGAGAUGGAUGCUUAUAUGGUUAAAAAUGAACUCUUCAAGGCAGAAGAAAAAUAUUGGAAUGACACUGUUCAAGGUUAUAUACGUGUUUAUCGUUGGAAAACGUUGAAAUUGCGGAAUAUUAUGGAUAUGAGGGCUGGUUUUGGAGGGUUUGCAGCUGCAAUCAAUGAUCAGCAAAUGAAUAGCUGGGUGAUGAAUGUUGUCCCAGUUAGCGGACGCAACACCCUGCCCGUAAUAUAUGAUCGUGGUCUCAUAGGAGUGAUGCAUGACUGGUGCGAGCCAUUUGAUACAUAUCCUCGGACCUAUGACUUUUUGCAUGCAUCUGGCCUCUUCUCCAAAGAACAAAAAAGGUGCAACAUCACAUCGAUCUUGCUGGAGAUGGAUCGGAUACUAAGACCUGGAGGAUUAGCUUACAUACGUGAUACAAAAUCUAUCCUUGAAGAUAUCAAAGAAAUCACAGAGGCCAUGGGAUGGAGGUCAGACCUCAGAGACACAGCUGAAGGUCCAUAUGCAAACAGGAAAAUUUUGACAUGCCAGAAGCAAAGGUUGCAUUGAAACUGAAUAAAAGG
This is a messenger RNA of Asparagus officinalis (garden asparagus), 1940 nucleotides long. Its product is annotated as probable methyltransferase PMT11. Lineage: Eukaryota; Viridiplantae; Streptophyta; Magnoliopsida; Asparagales; Asparagaceae. The transcript is spliced from 10 exons. The coding region runs from base 253 to 1926 and encodes 557 amino acids. Gene Ontology annotation, molecular function: methyltransferase activity. Gene Ontology annotation, cellular component: endosome; trans-Golgi network; cytoplasm. The record is from RefSeq and is a predicted model, not a curated record.